Molecule: messenger RNA, 995 nt
Organism: Didymodactylos carnosus
Lineage: Eukaryota; Metazoa; Rotifera; Eurotatoria; Philodinida; Philodinidae
Source: the annotation of a GenBank genome assembly
AAUAGGCGCGUUAUUCUACAUAGAAUGGGCCGUAAUUGUGACGUUUCCACUUCAUAAUGCUCUUUUAGGGCAUACUUGUCAAAACAAAAUUACAUUCUUAACACAUUUUUAAACGUCGCCUUCUCUUUCUUUAUUCAGAAAUUCAAUACAAUCAAACAUUUACUCAAAAAAUGCACCAACGGUACUAAUUCUCCAUUGACAUUUGCUGAUAAGCGAUUUUUCUUUCUCUUGUGCUAUGCUUUCACUUAUACUAUAUUCAUGUUGUCUGCAAUACGUGUCUUAUUCUUCUUCUGCACGAUAGUGCUCUUUUCAUCGUCGGAUGGUGAUGCAAGUAAGAAUAGUUUCUUUUUUUGACGAAACAAUAAAAUAGUAGAUAGCAAAUUUAUUGUAAAAAAUUCACGUGUUUUGACCCCGAACUUUCGCUUGAAGUGCACCAUUUAUUCUCCCGAUUAAAAACGAUCCAUUAGUAUUUUAGAUGAGAUAGAUAUCCCAUUUGUUCACGUGUACAGAAAGUAUAAUAACAUUGAAAUUCUCUAGGUAUAACGGCUACUCAAUUGAAAGCUAUUAUGCCUCGAUGUAAACAUCCAGAAUAUUUGAAAAACAUCAAUGAUGCAAUGAGUGAAGGUUCCAUUAAUGCAUGUGCUCGAAAAGCGGCUUUUAUCGCUCAAAUAGCACACGAAAGUGGUGAAUUGGUCUAUAUGGAAGAAUUAGCUACGGGUCAAGCGUAUGAAGGUCGAAAAGAUCUGGGUAAUACUCAAAAGGGAGACGGAAAACGAUUUACAGGUCGUGGCCCAAUUCAAUUGACGGGGCGAGCCAACUACAUAGCAGCUGGAAAAGCAUUAGGCUUGGAUUUGGUGAAUCAUCCUGAAAAGGUCAAAACUCCUGAAGUCGGAUUUCGAACGAGUGUAUGGUUUUGGACAACGCACAAAUUGAAUGUACUGGCCGAUAAGAAAACACUCACAUCAUUUCGAAUGAUUACUAAAAGAGUCAAUGGA